Malaclemys terrapin pileata is the source of this 5349-nucleotide messenger RNA. It is a transcript of the gene PDLIM5, whose product is annotated as PDZ and LIM domain 5. The record is from RefSeq and is a predicted model, not a curated record. The transcript has 20 exons. Gene Ontology annotation, molecular function: muscle alpha-actinin binding; actin binding. Lineage: Eukaryota; Metazoa; Chordata; Testudines; Emydidae. Bases 211 to 2910 code for a protein of 899 amino acids. Gene Ontology annotation, cellular component: adherens junction; stress fiber; filamentous actin. Gene Ontology annotation, biological process: actin cytoskeleton organization; muscle structure development; heart development.
CUUCUUUCUCGGCUGCGGCGCGGCGAACUUCCCCAUCCCUCCUGGGCCGCGGGGGAGGAGCAGAGAGAGGCGGAAGUGAAAACAAGCCCCGCGGGACGCAGCCCCAGCCUCUCACAGGCGCUGCGAACUCCGUGCUCCUCGGCUCCGCGCGGCGGCUGCAGCCUCCCAGGCAUUUUAUUAUCUGGAAUUAGACCUUCAGCAUCCAACACCAUGAGCAACUACAGUGUGUCUUUGGUCGGCCCUGCUCCUUGGGGUUUUAGGCUUCAAGGUGGAAAAGACUUCAACAUGCCUUUGACCAUCUCUAGGUUAAACGAUGGUGGCAAGGCAGCUAGAGCCCAGGUCGGGAUAGGUGAUGUGGUUCUCACCAUUGAUGGGACAAGUACAGAUGGGAUGACUCAUCUGGAAGCACAAAACAAGAUCAAGGCCUGUACAGGCAACUUGAACAUGAAUCUGCAAAGAGCGCACUCUGCACCAAAGCCUGAUCCUGUUCCUGUACAAAAGGGAGAACCAAAAGAAGUAGUUAAGCCUGUGCCUAUUGCAUCUGCUGUUGCACCCAAAGUCACUUCCACAGUGAACAUGGCCUACAAUAAGACACCAAGGCCAUUUGGAGCUGUACCUUCCGCAAAAGUCACUUCCAUUCCAUCACCGUCAUCUGCCUUCACCCCAGCCCAUGCGACUGCUCCAUCAUGUGCUUCCCCUCCACCAUUGGCCACUGUCACACCUCCCCCAUUCACUGCAUCUGGACUGCAUGUUAAUGCCAAAUCCAGUACUGACCAGCGUUCACCUGCACUGAAUGCUGCUAAAACUGCAGUUAAUGUCCCAUGGCAGCCCAACACAUACAAUACAACCCUGAACACGUAUUCCAACGACAAUGCUCAGGAUGUGGCAGAGGGACAAAGAAGAGGAUUCAAAGAGAGCCAGGUUGACAAUAAGCAGCAAAAUGGUCCACCAAGGAAGCACAUUGUGGAUACCUAUACAGAGUUUUCCCACACACCCACUCAUAGAGAUGCCAGCAAAAAACGAUUGAUUGAAGAUACUGAAGACUGGCACCCGAGGACAGGAACUACCCAAUCGCGUUCUUUUCGGAUCCUUGCCCAAAUCACCGGCACUGAACACAUGAAAGAACCAGAAACCGAGACUACAAAGAAAACAAAGGAGAGUCAAACAGAAAAUGGAGACCCCAGCAUGUCUGCAGAUCUACCUAAUGGAAUAGAAGCCCAGAAUUCCUCUUUAGAUCUAAAUAAACAUUCAGUAGCUACUCAGACCAUCGAGAUGACACCUGCAUCAGAACCUCCAUCAACACCGUUACCAGCUAUGAGACCAGAAUCUACUUCAGACAGUUCACCGUUAGCCAAGUCUUCACCUGUCAGUGUUCCCUCUCCCAGACUUCCUGGACAUGUCUCAAGUUCACCCCAUGGGAGAAAACUCUUGUUUGACAAUCCUUUGGAAGCCUUACCUAAGUGUGCACCUCAUCCACCUGCUGUUGUUCAGGUUUUAAGUGUCAGUAGUCAAGUUGCCACAGUGUCUAAAGUGGCAUCUACUUACGCUAGGAAAAUAACUCAGUCUGCCGAGUUGAGUGCUCCAGGUCCAGCAAGCUUAAUAACAAAUGAAGUCGGUAAAGAAAGUUCUCUAUCUGAUAAGCACACAGUAGCUACACAGACCUCUGAGCCACCCUUGCUCACAGUUGCACCAGCGGAGCCACCUUGUGCAGUCCAACACGUGGAAUCCAUACCUUCGGUGCCUCCUAUUCCUGACAGCUUCUACACUAGAAAAGCGCUGCCUGAAAAUCCAUUGGAAGAUCUGCCAAAGUUUUCUCCCAUCCCUGUUCCUUCUCCUUCCAGGCAGAGCUUAAAAGUUAUAAGCAGUGCUGCCGCUGCCGUGUCUGCUGCUGUUGCUGUACGGGCCAGACUCUCCGAUCCUAACGUCUACCGUUCGCUCUUGGAUGCCCUUCUCAUCACCCCUAUCACUAAACCUCCUCCUCUACAAAGUAUCAGGCCCUCAAGGAAAUCAACAAGUGCUUUGGAGUUGCAAAAGAAAGAGAGUGAUUCCCUGGAGGCUUCACAGCCUGUUGCUUAUGCCGCUGCCUCUGUGAGGAGCAUGCCUGUAAGUCCAGACAAAACUGACACCAGACCAGCUGCAGCCAAUAUCACAUCUGCUACAGCCUUUAAACCAACCGGACCUCAGAGUGCUGUCAAAUACUCAGGUUGGCAACCUUCAAACCAACCAGCUCCUGCGAGUGGAUGGACAUCAAACAAUAUGACACCGUCUGGUGCAACUGCACCAAGCGAUAAGUCUGUGACACAGCCUCAACUAACAGAGCAAGAUACUUUGGUGCAGAGAGCAGAGCAUAUUCCAGCAGGAAAGCGUACUCCUAUGUGUGCUCAGUGUAACCAGGUCAUUAGGGGACCUUUCCUGGUGGCUUUGGGGAAAUCCUGGCAUCCAGAGGAGUUCAACUGUGCUCACUGCAGAACCUCUAUGGCCUACAUUGGGUUUGUGGAAGAGAAGGGGGCUCUCUAUUGCGAGAUCUGCUAUGAGAAAUUCUUUGCCCCUGAAUGUUCUCGAUGCCAGAGGAAGAUACUUGGAGAAGUAAUCAAUGCUUUGAAACAAACUUGGCAUGUUUCCUGUUUCGUAUGUGUGGCCUGCCAUAAUCCCAUUCGCAAUAAUGUCUUCCAUUUGGAAGAUGGGGAUCCCUAUUGUGAGACAGAUUACUACGCCCUCUUCGGUACCAUGUGCUAUGGCUGUGAAUUCCCCAUUGAAGCUGGAGACAGGUUUCUUGAAGCCCUGGGCCACACCUGGCAUGACACCUGCUUUGUGUGCUCGGUAUGUUGUGACAGUUUGGAGGGUCAGACGUUCUUCUCCAAAAAAGAUAAGCCACUGUGCAAGAAGCAUGCUCACUCAGUGAACUUCUGAAGCUUAGGCCACAUAUAGUUAACAAACAUAAGGAAUGGAGAAGGUUGAAUUUCAUUAUAUGUCCAUUUUCAGUAGGCUAAUAAAAUAUGUAUAUAAGAUUUUAGGAAAUGGAAGAGAAAAGUGGGAACUUUGGGCUUUUUACAUAUGAAUGUUGAGAGUAUUUAUCAGUGAACAUUUUUGAAUCAGUAAAAAGAGAAGGAGGGUGAUCUGUAUACCAAGAGUAAAUUAUUGAGUGUAAAAAUACACACCUCACAGCGUAUUACUGUAUUGAUCUCAUGAUUUUUUAUGGCCAAAGUUAUAUUUGUUUCAAUAUCAAAAAUGAGGCUUACAGAUUUAGAGACCCGAUAAAAUGAAAGUUGCUUUUGCUGGUAUUCAGGGGAAAAAAGAGUGGGGGGAGGGGUUGCAUACACACACCAUUUUAUAGGAAUGAAUUUUUUUUUUUAAGGAAUGCAAUCAAAGAUGAGAAUUGGGGUAUUUGUGUCAUAAGUAAUGAAUGAAAUCUUUGCUGUGAUAACCAUAUUUUUAAGCCAAGGCUACGUUUAUAUGGAGUUUUUGUCUUUGGUAAUCAAGUCUUGAGCAGAUCUGCAAAGGGCAUCGCAGAGAUUUUUACAUAGCCACCAAAUGGUGGCAUUGCUUCUCUGCUAGAAAAUAGGUAUCUAAAAGAUGCCCUUUGAGCCACUAGAGAAAACACAUGGGACACUACUCUUCAAAAUGUUACAUACCACCAAAAUGCUAGCCAACAAAUCAGGGUGUGAAAUUGCAUCUGAGGGUACUCAAUAGUACUACACUUCAACUUCCAGUAGUUUGGAGGCAAUGUUUUAAAGCAGCUUAAAAUAUUGACAGUUUUCUAGAUAUUGGUGGGUUGGACUAAAACACCAGAGGGGGAAGCAGACUGGGCAAUUUUUAAGGCUCAGAAAAUAAUUUUAGUAGGACUGAUACUGCUUUUGAAACAACUAGAAUCUGGAGAGCUGGGGCUCAAAUAAAUACUUCCAGUGACAAUACUGUACACAGCACAUGUUUGGGAAGAGGAUGGAUAUGGACAGGUUUAAAAUGUACUGUAGUUUCUGCAGGUGAAAGUCUAUAUUUUAGAGGAGGAGAGAUGAAAAACUUCAAUAGAUUUCCCCCACACACACACACCCCCAGUUGGAAUUAUACUGCAGUUAACUCACAUUAAACAUUUAUUGUAGUGAUUCUUCUUAACCACCCACCGACCCAUCCCCCUUUGUGGACGAGGAUUUGGAAUUUCCCAGUUGCUAAGAAAUUCUAGACCCACAGUCUGGAAGGGGCUAACACUGCUGCGUUAUGCCGCAGUUUUAUCCUUUAAUUUGUGCUUUGUCUAUUUGUAUUAUAAACACACACACACACACGCACACAUGCUUCUAACCUAAAGUCACUGUUAAGUAAUUAAUAUUAAAUGGUGAAAACAAGUUAUAUAAACAAGCACACACAAAAAGGAACUAUAUAACUAUUAAUGUUUUUAAUAGGUGAGAUUCUAGUAGGGCACUUUAUAUCUCUCACUGAAUAUUUAUUAUUUUGGUUAGGAAUAUUCCAUAUUGGUAUCUUUUUUAUUUCACUUUUAAGGAAACCUUGCUUAUUUACUUCCAGAAUUUUUAGGUGUCUUUUUUGGCGGGGAGGGGGUGGCUACAGGCUUGAUGUAGUUCAACUGGGAACUUUACAACUUCCAAAAUUAUUUUUCAUGUGGGAUAUCCUCAACAAACAGUGUUCUGCUUUUGAGCAAAGGUUAGAAUUGUCUAGGGUCAAUCCUGCCUUCUAGAACAUAGCAGAUGUAUCAGAAACUACAUUAUAACUUAGAAAAUCAGCAACUGUGCUUUUUACGUGCAUGCUCUAAGUGAUUUCUCAAAAUAUGCCUCUUGGAGGGCAGGACUGAAUUUAAAUGUUUUGAGGUGAAAGUGGGUUUAGGGAUGCAUAAUUGAACCAUGAUGGCAGACUUUUCCAAGUUCAGUUACAUCAAGCAUACAGCUUUAUCUGUAAAUAUAAUAAUGAACGCUUAAUAGAACAUUAUCACAAUUUUAAAGGUAAUUGCUGGGUAAUGGGUGCAAUAUGUGUCGAUCCAUUCAGUAGUCUUUACCUGCUGUGUUUGCUGAAAUAAUAGCGUUUUCUAUUCAUAUGAAUGGCUUUGCAAACCGCAGUAAAGUGAAAAUACUUUCACAGAUUAUAAUUUCUCAAACCUCUGUGUUUUUUGCCUUGUUUUGUUUUAAAAAAAAAAAAAAAAUAGUUAAAGAAACCUGGUGAUUUGCUUGCUUGCUUUCUUUAUGAUGCUUUGGCUUCUACUUUUGACUUCACAUUUGCAAAUUUCAUAAGACAAAACUCUGUUCCUCUGACCAGUUUUGAUUCUAAAUAAAAAUGUAUGAAAAGCAGAGUCUGCAAAGCAGUAUCAUGAUGUACACGUAUUAAUAAACAGCUUUGGAGUUAUAUCUA